Molecule: messenger RNA, 294 nt
Organism: Lathyrus sativus (Indian pea)
Lineage: Eukaryota; Viridiplantae; Streptophyta; Magnoliopsida; Fabales; Fabaceae
Source: the annotation of a GenBank genome assembly
AUGAGAUGUAUAGGAAUGGGAAAUUCGCGGAGGCUUUGGUGUUGUAUGAUCGUGCCGUUGCUUUGUCGCCGGGAAAUGCUGUUUGCCGGAGUAAUCGUGCGGCCGGCGCUUAUGGAGCUGGGAAGGUUGAGUGAAGCAGUGAUGGAUUGUGAAGAGGCUGUGAAGUUGGAUCCUGCUUAUGCUAGGGCUCACAAGAGACUUGCUUCUCUUUAUCUCCGCUUUGGACAGGUUGAGAAUUCGCGGCGUCACCUGCAUAUUGUUGGUGUGCACGAUGAUCGAUCGGGAAGAGAGUAA